CAAAUCUCUGGGCCUUAAAUAAUUAACUGGACAGGUCAGGAAUCAAGAAUGAUUCUAUUUCAAGUGUAGCUCAUAGCUGGUGCAUUGACAAAUAUAACCAUGAAGUAUACUUGAAGCCUUUUUUUCUCAAUGGAUGAAAGAAUAUAUCACUCUCCAUACUAUCAGUCACUCAGGAGGGUGUGUCCUAUGCUCCCUAAACUGGAAAGCAGAUUUGCUUUCUGUUAGGCAGUGAUCACAAGACCUACAUUGCGUAAAGAUCAGGGCUUUGAUCGCGGAAGUCAGUAAGUCCCUGCGCUAGAUUUUCAACCCAGUUAUAGAUGAACUGGUGAAGUAAUUGUCUGCACGCUCUCGACCAAAGGUUUCAGGAAGUCCAGAGGAAGUCAAUAAUGACCAACAGACAAGAACGAUCCAAUUCAACACGAGGGGAAUCUCUUUACACAAUUCUACACUUGCCAAGGAAGUCUUCACCGGAAGAGGUCAAAGCAGCCUAUAGGAAGUUGGCGCUGAGGUACCACCCUGAUAAAAAUCCAGAUGACCCUUCAGCAGUCGAAUUAUUCAAGGAGAUAAACAGAGCCCACACCAUACUCUCUGAUGAAAAGAAGAAGUGCAUCUAUGACUCGUAUGGUUCAGCUGGGCUGCACCUGGCCUCCAUGCUUGGGGAGGAUGGAGAGAACAUUCUGGCUUGGCAGAACAACCUUUGCAUGAAGUUUGUGAGCUAUUUCUGUAUGGUCAUCACGUGUUGUUGCUGCUGCUUCUGCUGCUGUUUCUGCUGCGGCAAAUGUUUGACGAAAGAGGAAAAAUGCAAUAUACCAGAGGACCAGCCCGUGCACGCAGAUGAAUCAAACCCUAUUCUGGUUCAACCAUUUACCGUGAACAGGGAAACAACUCCAUUAACCCAAGAGUUUGAGCACAGCCAAAACGCAUAUAAAUAAGAAAUGAGUUAUUUGCUUUCAGUGGAGAUUGCAGGCUGCUUCAACCUUUGAAAACUGGGUAGAAUCUUUAACACUAGCCACUAAUCUCCAUCAUCUGACUUUUGACAAAGAAGUCUUAAGGGUUUGAAGCACAGAAGAACAUUUGGCCCAAGAUGUUCAUUGCAUCCAUAGACCAUGUAAAAUCUACUCUAUCAUGGACUAUGGUCAUGCAGAGGUGGAACUACAUUGGUCUGAACAGCACGUCCACACUAAGUCAUUUUGUCCUCAGUCUCCAAAAUCCCAAAUACUCUCAUUACAAAGCCAUUUUGAAAACCAUCAUCAUUUCUCUGCAGGUAAACUAAAGCCUUGCCGCCUACAUUAUUAGCCAUGAGCCUUUCAUUACUCUAACUACAAAGGAAACAUCAGCUUCCAUGGAGCAUUUGACGAGAUAAGUUUUGGUUUACUUGCUGAAUGAGUACCCACUCAUUUAUUUCUCCUUUGUCCCUGAAAUGUAAUUGGAUUUAGAAGUGGGAUUAGAAAUGUAUUUUCUACUAGACCCCCUCAGAACAAAAUCAUACCGUGAAACUGAUAAUUUAGAUUAAUAUGAAGGAGAGCAAAAUGUGCACACAGAGUGUAGGAAACAGAUCAUCUUGUUUCUUGGCAAGAUUCUUAUACGCUUUAACACUUCUUCCAGUGUAAAAAAAAACCCGAUUAACUGAAACAGCAAACGACAUCCAUCUGUAGUGAGAUUUUCAACUUUGGUGUUUUGAAAAAUAAUAUUUAUAUGCUCACAAAACAAGCAAAUUCAACCCCCUUAAACUCUACUGUUAAAUGGACAAUCAAAUUCAUGCAUUACAGCCCACAUCUCUAUUGUAAAGUUAAAAUGUCUUGGUGACUCAGGAGACUGCUUAUUAUCGAUCAUAGCAAGUGCAAGAGAAGGUUAGAAUAUGUUUUGAGUUUAUAUUUUGCCAUUGCCGGGUAAGAGAAGUCGAUGAUUGUUUUAACACAGGCAAAUAUCUCAACAAACUUAUGAACAGGAAGGGCCCACGAGAAAGCAAGUUAGCCUGCUUUUGGUAGGAUGUAUAGUGUACAGGACACAGAAAGAAAUACAUUCUCUCUGUUCAAAGGUGCGAUGAUCUGAUAUGUCCAUUUGAGAGGGAAGACGAUUCUUCAGAAAGACAGAAUCUUAUCACUUCCUGGUUCAUGGCCUCUGAUUCAAAGGCACGAAUGUUUCCCAAUGAGCCACAGCUGUUUGAUUUUUGUAAACUCCAUAAAGUUAUUACAUUGCUUCAUAAAUAAAACUAGGCAAUAAUCUCCGGGGACUAAUUCUGUUAUUUAAUGAUUCCUAGGAUGGCAGGUAAACUGCAUGAGGAGAGACUAAGUUUACUAGGUUUAUUUUUGUUGCACCUAUUUCUCCCACUAUCCCGCCUCCCCUUUCUCAUUCUUCCUGUCCACAUCUACCUCCAUCCCUUCCUCUGGGCUUCACAUUUUACGCCCCUUCUCUCUUAUCUCACGGACUUUUGUCCUCUUUUCAUCUCUUUCCUUUGUCCACUCAUCUGCCGAUCGAACCACGCAUCCACCUUUCACUUGUCAGGCUUUGUCCAGACCCCAACUCUCUUCCCGAUUUCUUCCCCCUACCACAGUCAGUCUUCAGAAGGGUCCCAACCUGAAACAUUCCCGAUUCAUCUCUUCCAGAGAUGUUGCCUAACCUGCUGAGUUGCUCCAGCACCUUGUGUCCUAUCUUUGUUGGUGUUUAGACGAAUAAAGAAAGGGUCUAACUGAACCUUCUAAAAUUCUGACAGAGCAAGACGGGAUAUAAGGAGACUGUGUCUCCAGGCAGAGGUAACAAGGAGGAGAGGGCAGAGUCCCAGGUUAUGGAGCAAGAGACUGAGAUAAGAAAUGUCCUCUCUCACAGGGUGGUGAACCCGCCGAAUCCCUACCAUAGAUGGCUUCCUCCUCUUGCGUAUGGCGUGCACAGCCUAAAGUUGUAGGACAACUUGUUCUAUUUGAUUGUGCACACCAGGUUGAUUGCAUUUGUCGAAACCGGGCGGACCACGUGUAGGUUGCAAUCUCCCAGCCCUCCAUAGAUGGCUGUACGGACAGGUUGCUGAAACAAUUUAAGGAGAGAGAUAAAUUUCUAGAUGCCAAAGGCAUCAAGGGACAGAGAGCAGAAAUAUAGCAUUGUGAUUGACGAAUAGCCAUAAUAAUCAUACUGUAAAAC
This is a messenger RNA of Leucoraja erinaceus (little skate), 3132 nucleotides long. Its product is annotated as dnaJ homolog subfamily C member 5-like. The coding region runs from base 387 to 932 and encodes 181 amino acids. The transcript is spliced from 5 exons. NCBI's taxonomy places the organism in Eukaryota, Metazoa, Chordata, Chondrichthyes, Rajiformes, Rajidae. The record is from RefSeq and is a predicted model, not a curated record.